Molecule: messenger RNA, 1883 nt
Organism: Panicum hallii
Lineage: Eukaryota; Viridiplantae; Streptophyta; Magnoliopsida; Poales; Poaceae
Product: tetratricopeptide repeat protein 38
Exons: 13
Coding region: 16-1665 (549 amino acids)
Molecular function (GO): protein binding
Source: RefSeq, a predicted model, not a curated record
ACGGUCACUGACGUGAUGGGCCUCACGCACGCGAACGCUAGGCGUGUCCCCACCUGUCACCCACCGUGCCCAGCAAACAAGACGCUGACCGCCGAGCCACCCCCGUGUCGACGCGAUAGCAAGCAGCACCAGCACACCGGCAGCCGCGACCCGCUCCCACUCCCGACGCCCGCUAGCGCGACGCGAAGCGAGCACCCACCGACCAAGGAGCGACCGAGCGGCGAGCGUGGCGACCGGGAUGGCGGCGGCGGCGGUGGGGGAGGGGGAGGGGGAGGUGAGGCGGGACAUGUGGGGGCAGGAGUACCGGACGUCCUCCGCCGAGUGCGCGGCGGCGCUCGACGCCUACUACGCGGCCUUCCUGUCCUUCGGCCGCGGCCGCGUGGCGGCCGUCCUCCGCGCCGCCGCGGCCGACCCGACCUGCGCCCUCGCCGCCGCGCACGCCGCGCAGGCAGUCGCACCCAGGGACCCCGCGGGAGCCGCCGCCUUCCUCGCCGCCGCCGCGGACAACCUCGGGAAUGCGACGGAGUACGAGAGAGCCGUGUUCGGGACGCUCUCCGCGAUGGUGGGCGAGGAGAGGAACGAGGAGGUGGCACUGGAGAGACACUUCGAGUUGCUCAAGAAAUUUCCCAGGGAUCUCCUGUCUCUCAAGAGAGCGCAGCUCAUCUGCUUCUAUUCGGGAAAGCCGGAUUUAUCCCUAAAAUUUGUCGAACAAAGAAUCAAGAUCAGAACUACAUAUAUGGAAUGCUCGCCUUCCCUUUGCUGGAGCUUGGAAAGAUGGCUGAAGCUGAGAGAGCUGCUCGAAAAGGCUUGGCUAUAAACAAAAAUGAUGUCUGGUCGCAGCAUAAUUUGUGCCACGUUUUUCAGCAGGAAUGUCGCUUCAGAGAAGCUACUGAAUUCAUGGAAUCAUGUUCUCCAUCAUGGACGGCUUGCACAUCAUUUUUGCUUACUCACAACUGGUGGCAUGUCGCUGUUUGUUACUUGGAAGCUGAAUCCCCUUUACAGAAAGUUCUGGAUGUAUAUGAUCGAAAUAUCAUGAAGGAACUUGAGAAAAGUGACUGUGAGGCAGCGGAGGUGUAUUUGAAUGCUCUAGGGUUGCUGCUACGGUUGUUUGUGCGUGGUCAUGUAGAUCAUGCGAAAGAGAGGUUAACAACAUUGCUGGAUGCACUGAAGGAUGAGUCUGUAUGGCAUGUUGAAUGGCUCCUUGAUUUGCUUAUGUUAUGGGCGCUAUCAAGUAUGGGCGAGUUUAAAAGUGCACAUGAUAUGUUGGAAUCAUUGAAGUCAAGGGUCAGUUCAAUGGAACAAAAUAGGCAGCAAGUGAUGCAGAAGGCUGUCCAGCUAGCAGAGGCUGUUUAUGAAUUUGGAAAUGGAGAGCACAAGGAGGUCUUCGACACUCUGGGUCCGGACUUCGAUGCGCUUUGUUAUAAGAUGAUUGGUGCAUCAGAUGAACAAGUGGAUGUCUUCAAUGAAGUUUGGUUCACUGUUCUAAUAAAUGCUGGAGAGACUUCAAAAGCAAUUGAUGUGCUUGGCAAACAAAUAAGGAAACGAGAAGGGGCACCCUUCCUGUGGCGUUUGCUGGGGAAAGCGUACUCAUUGGAUGGAAGAGACGCAGAGGCUUCGGUCGCAUACGAAAAGGCCAGUGCUCUGCAAGCUGCCUACUCCUAUUAGCAUCAGAUAUGUUGUUGAAUAGCCAGCUUCUGCAAGGUCAUAUGACUAUUGUUACAAUAGUGUGCUAGUGUGCAUCACAGGCGGUAUAGUCAGUAUACUACAUAAAAUCAGCAGUUUCUGUAUGCGUGAGCAUGUACAUUAUUGCACCAAUACGUGCAUACCUGGGAGGCUUUAUGUUCGAUAACGUUAUAGAUAUGGAUUGUGCAUUCCUUUGCAUA